This is a messenger RNA of Equus quagga, 4152 nucleotides long. RefSeq names its product ATPase phospholipid transporting 8B3 (gene ATP8B3). Gene Ontology annotation, biological process: phospholipid translocation; Golgi organization. The record is from RefSeq and is a predicted model, not a curated record. Gene Ontology annotation, molecular function: ATP binding; ATPase-coupled intramembrane lipid carrier activity; magnesium ion binding. Lineage: Eukaryota; Metazoa; Chordata; Mammalia; Perissodactyla; Equidae. The coding region runs from base 1 to 4152 and encodes 1383 amino acids. The transcript has 29 exons. Gene Ontology annotation, cellular component: plasma membrane.
AUGGGGGACACCCCGGGCAGAGGGGGAGCCCAGAGGACGUGCCCCCACAAGCCUGGACGGUCCGAGAAGUAUGAGCUGAGACCAGAAGGCCCCACCGUCAUGGGCAGCCUCGCCUACCGAGAAGGCCUUGAAGACGAAGAGAAGAACUCGGGGUUCACCUGGGAGGUGAAGGCCAACAGCCGGGCCUACAACAGCCGCUUCAAGGAGAAGGCCUUCCUGUGCUGGCAGAGGCCGAAGUACAAGACCAACAUCAUCCACACGGCCAAGUACAACUUCUUCUCCUUCCUGCCCUUGAACCUGUGUGAGCAGUUCCGCCGCAUGUCGAACCUCUACUUCCUUCUCAUCAUCAUCCUCCAGAGCAUCCCCGAGAUCUCCACCCUGCCCUGGUUCACGCUCUUCGCCCCGCUCGUCUGCCUCCUCGUCAUCCGGGCCACGCGAGACCUGAUGGACGACAUCGGGCGACACAGGAGCGAUAGGGUCGUCAACAACCGGCCCUGCCAGGUCCUGGUGGGCAAGAGCUUCCGGUGGAAGAGAUGGAAGAACCUGUGUGUGGGCGACGUGGUCUGUCUACGCAGAGACAACAUUGUCCCGGCCGACCUGCUCUUGCUGGCCAGCACCGAGCCCAGCAGCCUGUGCUACGUGGAGACGGCCGACAUCGACGGGGAGACCAACUUGAAGUUCAGGCAGGCGCCAAUGGUCACCCACCACGAGCUGAACAAUGUGAAGAAGAUGGCGUCCUUCCAAGGCAAAGUGGUGUGUGAGGAACCCAACAGCCGGAUGCACCAGUUUGUGGGGUGCCUGGAGUGGAUGGGGAGGAAAUACCCCCUGGACAUCGGCAACAUCCUCCUACGAGGCUGCAAGAUCCGGAACACGGACACCUGCUACGGGCUGGUCAUCUACGCGGGUGGAUGGAUGGAUGGGGGUUUUGACACGAAGAUCAUGAGGAACUGUGGCAAGAUCCACCUGAAGAGAACCAAGCUAGACCUCCUGAUCAACAGGCUGGUGAUCAUGAUCUUUGUGUCCCUGGUGCUGAUCUCAGCGGCCCUGACCGUGGGCUUCUGGUACAAGGUGAAGGAGUUCAAGACCAAGCACCACUACGUGGCCGCCAAGCACGCGCGCACCGUGGCCACCGAGUCCUUCUUCAUCUUCUGGGGCUUCCUCAUCCUGCUGAGCGUCAUGGUGCCCAUGGCCAUGUUCAUCAUGGCCGAGUUCAUCUACCUGGGGAACAGCGUCUUCAUCAACUGGGACACGCAGAUGUACUACGAGCCAAAAGAUAUGCCCGCCAAGGCCCGCAGCACGAGCCUCAACGACCAGCUGGGCCAGGUGGAGUACAUCUUCUCGGACAAGACGGGCACGCUCACCCAGAACAUCAUGACCUUCAAGAAAUGCUGCAUCAACGGCGUCCUCUACGGUGGGCCGGCCCAUGCGCUCACCGCCCCGCAGGAGAGCCCCUACCUCUGGAACAAAUUCUCCGACGGGAAGCUGCCCUUCCACAACGCGGAGCUCCUGCAGGCCGUGCGCGGCAACAAGGACAAGAUGGUGCGCGAGUUCUGGCGCCUGCUGGCCAUCUGCCACACGGUGAUGCAAACCGCUGGUCCCGCCCCGCGGCCCCCUCCCCCUCCAGACCAGCUGUUGUACCAGGCGGCGUCGCCCGAUGAGGAGGCGCUGGUGACGGCCGCGCGGAAUUUCGGCUACGUGUUCCUGGCGCGCACGCAGGACAGCAUCACGGUGAUGGAGCUGGGCGAGGAGCGGGUGUACCAGGUGCUGGCCAUGAUGGACUUCAACAGUGUCCGAAAGCGCAUGUCGGUGCUGGUCCGAGACCCCGAGGGCUCCAUCUACCUGUAUACCAAAGGCGCUGACACGGUCAUCUUUGAGCGCUUGCGCAAGAAAGGCGUGAUGGAGUGGACCACGGAGGACAUCCUGGCCUCUUUGGCUGAGCAGACCCUGCGGACGCUGUGCCUCGCCUACAAGGAGGUGGACAAGGAUGCGUAUGAGCAGUGGCACCAGCGCCACCAGGAGGCCAGCCUCCUGCUGCAGAACCGGGCCCAUGCCCUGCACCAGCUGUAUGAGGAGAUGGAGCAGAACCUCCAGCUGCUGGGAGCCACAGCCAUCGAGGACAGGCUCCAGGAUGGCGUCCCCGAAACCAUCCAGUGUCUCAAGCAGGGGAACAUCAAAGUGUGGGUGCUCACAGGGGACAAGCAAGAGACGGCGGUGAACAUCGGCUUUGCCUGCCAGCUGCUCUCGGAGAACAUGCUCAUCCUGGAGGAGAAGGAGAUCACUCGGAUCCUGGAGGCCUACUGGGAGAGCAACAACAACCUGCUGGGAAAGAACUGCCUGAAGAAGCGGUUCCUGCCACAGGUCAAGAUGGCCAUGGUCAUCAACGGGGAUUUCCUGGACCAGCUGCUGCUGUCCCUGCGCAAGGAGCCGCGGGCGCUGGUCCAGAGCGCGGACGCGGACGCGGAGGAGCCGUGGCAGGAGCCCGGCGAGAGGAGGACGGACUUCCUGCAGGCCCGGCGGCUGUCCCUGAUGUGGCGCUCCCUCGGGACGCAGCUGAGGAGCACGGGGCUGGCGUCGCCGGACCAGAAGGCGCGCGCCCGCGAGAGCCCCGAGAUGCGGCGGGAGCGCGCCUUCGUGGAGCUGGCCUCGCGGUGCCAAGCGGUCAUCUGCUGCCGGGUGACGCCCAAGCAGAAGGCCUUGAUCGUGGCCCUGGUCAAGAAAUACCAGCACGUGGUGACCCUGGCCGUCGGCGACGGCGCCAACGACGUCAACAUGAUCAAGACCGCGGACAUCGGCGUGGGGCUGGCCGGCCAGGAGGGCAUGCAGGCCACGCAGAACAGCGACUACGUGCUGGCCCAGUUCUGCUUCCUGCAGCGGCUGCUGCUGGUGCACGGGCGCUGGUCCUACCUGCGCGUCUGCAAGUUCCUGCGCUAUUUCAUCUAUAAGACGCUGGCCAGCAUGAUGGCCCAGGUCUGGUUCGCCUUCUACAGCGGCUUCACCGCCCAGCCCCUGUACGAAGGCUGGUUCCUGGCGCUCUUCAACCUGCUGUAUACCACCCUUCCAGUCCUGUACAUCGGCCUGUUCGAGCAGGACGUGAGUGCGGAGCAGAGCCUGAAGUUGCCAGAGCUAUACAUCGUGGGCCAGAAGGACGAGCUCUUUAACUACUGGGUCUUUCUCCAAGCUGUGGCCCACGGCAUGGGCACCUCCCUGGUCAACUUCUUCAUGACCCUGUGGGUCUGCCGUGACUCGGGCGGGCCCGUCAUCUUCGGCGACUAUCAGUCGUUUGCCGAGGUCGUGGCCCUGUCGGGCCUGCUGUCCGUCACCAUGGAGGUCAUCCUCAUCCUCAAAUACUGGACCGUCCUGUUUGUGCUGGCCGUUCUCCUCAGCCUCUGUUUGUACAUACUCGUGACUUGGGCCAGCCAGAGCUUCUGGCUCUUCAAACUCUCCCCCAAGACCUUCCCGUUUCUGUACGCUGAUCGCAACGUGCUGUCCCAGUCCCCCAUCCUGCUGGUGAUCCUGGUGAACGUGUCGUUGAACACGCUGCCUGUGCUGGCCUUCCGUCUCAUUCACCAGACCCUCAAGAAGCCACGCCCCAAGGAGGAGGAGGAGGCCCCAAGUGAGGAGCUCGUCACCCCGGAGCCCAUGCCCUACAUACACCGGGAGUCACGUGGCCGGCGCUCCAGCUAUGCCUUCUCCCACCGUGAGGGCUACGCAGACCUCAUCACACAGGGCACCAGUCUGCGGAAGCCACCAGGGGUCAACAGCGACAUGCUGACUGAACAGAAGGUCCCAUCCGAUGAGGAGCUCCCCCCGAGUUUCGAAGAGCUACCCUGGUACUCCAGGAGGAUGUCAUUCCUGGGGAGGAAGAGACACCAGCACCGGGGUAAGGUGUCCUCCGAGGACAUGCAGCCCACCACCGUGAGCUUGGAAAAGGAGCUCGAGCUCCCAGAGGAGGAGGAGCUGGGGCCACCUCCCACCGACACCUCUUCUACCCUGGUGGAAGUCACGCCACUGUCUACAGAAGAGUCAUCCGCCUACGAGCUGCCCAUGGAGGUGGAGCCCGGGCCGGAGGAGGGGCAGCCGGCGGUGCCCAGUGGGGACCAAGUGCCACCCAACCGAGCGGAACAGCCGCCCCUGCCUGAGAAGGACCAGUGA